Molecule: messenger RNA, 558 nt
Organism: Neurospora tetraspora
Lineage: Eukaryota; Fungi; Ascomycota; Sordariomycetes; Sordariales; Sordariaceae
Exons: 2
Coding region: 151-420 (89 amino acids)
Source: RefSeq, a predicted model, not a curated record
CGAGCUUUAGGUUUGAACCACGACAACGCGUUCCUCAAAGUUAGACUUCCUCUCCCUGCCUAACGCUCUUCGUACCCGAUCGCAACUCUCUCUUGCCUCCUCCUGAGGGCCCGUUGUGGGUACUGGAAAGGUCCUCGAAACACAACGACCAUGUCUGAAAGUCACACUAUGCCGCAGUUGACAGCACAAUCUGCACAUCCGCCUCUGCCACGCCCCAGCUUCACACUUAUACCAGCAUCUCCUUCUAGGCUGGAAGCAUCUAUCCACUCCGAAGAGGCACCUUCAGAAUCAACGUUGGUUCAAGAACCCCUCCCACGAACUCCACAAAAAGCCUUGCAAACAAGCCUUCAGAGCUUUGACCUCGACCAGCAAAGCUACGACUCCCAAGAUGGCACGGGUAGCUUCCAGGGACUCUACUAGUGGCAGAAAGAGACGGACAGUGACAUAGGAGCGCAAAGACAACGCUUGCGGACCAUGGCAGAUAUAUGCUGCAGCACAUUUCUGAUCCUGGUGGCGCUAUUGGGUAUGGUUAUUUUCUUCUACUUUCUUUCUGGACGU